This is a messenger RNA of Xiphophorus maculatus (southern platyfish), 1948 nucleotides long. It is a transcript of the gene katna1, whose product is annotated as katanin catalytic subunit A1. The coding region runs from base 128 to 1609 and encodes 493 amino acids. Gene Ontology annotation, biological process: microtubule severing. The record is from RefSeq and is a predicted model, not a curated record. Gene Ontology annotation, molecular function: ATP binding; ATP hydrolysis activity; microtubule severing ATPase activity. The transcript is spliced from 10 exons. NCBI's taxonomy places the organism in Eukaryota, Metazoa, Chordata, Actinopteri, Cyprinodontiformes, Poeciliidae. Gene Ontology annotation, cellular component: microtubule cytoskeleton.
GUGUGUGUGUGUGUGUGUGUGUGUGUGUGUGCUGUAGAAGACAUCCAUCCAUCCAUCCAUCCAUUUUCAGUAUUCCCUAGUGUGGUUGGGAGGGUCUGUAGAAGACAAUAUAAUAUAAAGUAAGGUGAUGAGCAGCCUCUGCUUCUGCUGCAGCAUGAGUCUACAGGAGAUCAGUGAGAAUGUCAAGCUGGCGCGGGAGUACGCUCUGCUGGGGAACUACAGCUCAGCCAGUGUUCUGUACCAUGGCCUGCUGGACCAGAUCAAGAACUACAUGUACACUGUAAGGGACGGCGGCGUUCAUCAGCGAUGGCAGCAGCUGUGGCAAGAAAUCAAUGAAGAGAGCCGGCAAGUUCAGGACAUCAUGUCCACUCUGCAGAGCUUUCAGCUGGACACGGCGCCCGCUAAACCCUCCAACCAUGACGACUUUGAAAUGAGGCCGGCACAUGUGGAACCAAGACACUCUCCUGGCCCCGUCAGGCGCUCCAACUUUCAUAAGGAGAGCAAACCCUCCAACCACCGGCUGAGCGCCGCCGUGAGGCCCCACCAGAAGCAGCCCCAGCGGGGGGCCAACGGGGCCGGGGGCCGAGCCUCCAAGGCCAAAGAAAAGAAGGAAGCAAAGGAGGUGAAGGAGGCUGGCGGCAAAGCCAAGGACGACAAGGAGAAAGAGGUGAAAAAGUUUGACGGUACAGGAUACGACAAAGACCUGGUGGAAGCCCUGGAGAGAGACAUCAUAUCUCAGAACCCCAGUGUGAGAUGGGACGACAUUGCAGAUUUGGAAGACGCCAAGAAACUGCUGAAAGAAGCGGUGGUGCUGCCGAUGUGGAUGCCUGCUUUCUUCAAAGGCAUCAGGAGACCAUGGAAGGGUGUUCUCAUGGUGGGCCCUCCAGGCACGGGGAAGACUCUGCUGGCCAAGGCCGUCGCUACGGAAUGCAGGACUACUUUCUUCAACGUGUCUUCGUCCACGCUGACCUCCAAGUACCGAGGAGAGUCGGAGAAGCUGGUUCGCCUUCUGUUUGAAAUGGCGCGCCACUACGCUCCCACCACCAUCUUCAUCGAUGAAAUCGACUCGAUGUGCAGCCGCAGAGGAACCUCAGAGGAGCAUGAGGCCAGCAGGAGGGUGAAGGCAGAGCUGCUGGUCCAGAUGGACGGGGUGGGCGGGGCUUCAGAGAACGAUGACCCUUCAAAGAUGGUGAUGGUGCUGGCAGCCACCAACUUCCCCUGGGACAUCGACGAGGCACUGAGGAGGCGGCUGGAGAAGAGGAUCUACAUCCCUCUGCCUUCCAUAAAGGGCCGGGUGGAGCUGCUCCGGAUCAACCUGAAGGAGCUGGAGCUGGCCAGUGACGUAGACCUGGACAAGAUCGCAGAGCAGCUGGAGGGAUACUCAGGAGCUGACAUCACUAACGUGUGCAGAGACGCCUCCCUGAUGGCCAUGAGGCGACGGAUCGAGGGUCUCACCCCGGAGGAAAUCCGGAACCUGUCCCGGGACGAGAUGCACAUGCCAACCACCAUGGAGGACUUUGAGUCGGCUCUGAAGAAAGUCUCCAAAUCCGUGUCAGCUGCUGACCUGGAGAAGUACGCCAGCUGGAUCGAGGAGUUUGGAUCGUGCUGAGAAGAAAUCGAACCGAACGUUUAAAGAUGUUUUAGCGUGAGUUUGGCUGAGCCGUUUGUGUGCAGUCUGAUGUGAGCGGAUGUUUAGAAUGUGAAGUAUUGCUGCGCUUGUUUUGUACAUAAUGUUCAGUUUGAAGUGGUAACAUGCUGCUCUGUAGCAAAAACUUCAUGUUGUCGUCUAUCAGGGAGUUAACAGCCAAUCAGGAGUCAUUUACUUACUUUUAAUUACAAUUGAUGUUUUGAGACCAACAUUUCUUUUUUCUUGUCUUUUGGACAAUUUACAUUUCUAUAAAAGCAACACUAAAGAUAUUUCUAUAAAUAAAGUUAUUGUUCAAUUAAA